UAAACUAUAUUAUAAAAAAACGUCAAUUUAGUGCAAUUUAUUGCAGUAAAAACCCCAAAAUUAUGUAGCCAAUAAGACUGUAAUAGCCCGACUUCAACUCGUCUGAAUCGUCGAAAAAGAGUAGCCAGCGUGACAAAGGAAAACAAAUCGCAACCAAAAUGGUGAGAAGAACCUCAUCGAUCUGAUCGACCUGGCGCCGGACCAGACGGCCAGAAUGCGGGAUCUAGACCGCUGUGAUACUCAUCAAAAUGGGAGAUGGGAGCAAAAUGAUUCGUCGCUGCUGGGACUCCAUUCACGUGGUGGAGGAGUAUUCCGCUUAUUUAUUCCGUCAUAUUUAUGCUGUUUGCCUUGCGUCUUCGUAGAACCGAGAAUUGUACGCCUGGCUGGCGUGAUAUCUGGAUUGAUACUGGAUUUUGGCACAUUCUUUUUUCUGUCUUGCUGCUUGUGAUUAUGAUACUAUGGCGACCCACAAAUAACAAUCAACGCUACGCCUUUACGCCUCUGCUGGACAACCCGGAGUAUGAAGACGACGAGGACGAGGAGGAUCAGUUUGUGGCCGAUGCCUAUGGCGUGAAAAUGCGUGGCCAGAAUGGUACACCAAAGACCUCAACUGCCACGCGAAACACCACCACAACCGAGGAGGACGUCAAUGGCGGAUGCAGCUCUGCCUGUGCUGGAGUCGGAUGAGGAAAUCAUCAACACCAAGUUUGAGGUUUCCAAAAUGCAAUAGGCUGUGACUUUCGCUGGACCCAAGAGACUUUAUGCAUAUUGGUUGGACACUUUCCACUUCCUGAAUAAUCAAAAAUGUUAAUA
This is a messenger RNA of Drosophila bipectinata, 813 nucleotides long. Lineage: Eukaryota; Metazoa; Arthropoda; Insecta; Diptera; Drosophilidae. The record is from RefSeq and is a predicted model, not a curated record.